UCUUCGACAUCGGCGGCUCGUGGCACGGAAAAUAGGAAAAACCGCGGAAAAUUCAACAUCGCCCCGUCCACAUACACAUACACAGUGACAAACGACAGUGUGUUCCAUAUGUGUAAUCAAAUCGUUCGGAGCCCCGCCGUUUAUAUAUAGAAAAUUUCAACGCACGCAGCUCUGAGGGAAAACUAAAAUACGAAAAUAAAUUACGAAAAUCGUGGCCACUUUUCAGAUAAAAACCAACCGAAAAAAAAUUAAAAAUGUAUAGAAUCGCAUUUUCCACGGGCUCGCUUUAAUCGCAGUUAUUAUCGUUAUUAUUAUUCGCAUUACGCAUACGCCCCGUAUGCCGUUCGGUGUGUUUGUGUCUGUGACCACUGUGUCUGUGUGUGGUGAAGAGCGAAAAGAAAAGCUCUGCUUGCGUCGCAGUCAACUUUGCGACUCCACCCUAAAUUGUAUAUCAAUUUUGAAGGGGUUUUCCACGUUCUUUUGACCAAAAAAAAACGGGGACAAAUGCCAUAAAAAUAGUCCUUACAAGCAAUACCAGUGAGAAACGAAUCGAAUCGACAGAGAAAACAACAAGAAAAAAAAACACAAGGAAAAUGCGAGAAAAAUGUUUGGUUUAUGCGAAAAGUUGAUGACACAUUUCGCUGUCAUUUUGACCGCAUUUUUCCUCUCCCAGCCGCUGUUGUUGUUGCUGAUUUGCGGUCCGCAUGGCGGCACCACCCCCUCGACCUCCGCCCAUUGGGCGGCGGAGGCCUCGGCGGCGGAUGAAGCCGUCGGCAAGUGGGCAACCCAGUUUGGUGACGAGCUGUUCGCGCUGGCGCAGAAGAUCACCAAGUCGCAGGAGAUCAAGGAGAAGUACAAGGAGUACAAUGCCCGCGUGGAGCUGAAGAACGGCACCGAACUGAUCAAGUCGAUUACGAAAAAUGUGGGCAGGAUGCUGGCCAGAAAGAUGGAUGCGGUGCGGUGCAUCCAGGAGCGGGCCGAAUACGUUAACGAGAACUUUGAGUUCAAUCUCACCUAUGCGCUGCAGAACUUCACCUAUAUAUCUAGCAAAUAUUCGAAGUUCAAUGGUAAUAGUUCCGAGAAACUGCAACCGAAUGAGGAGGAGUACGAGUGGAUGUAUCGGGAUAUGGAAUUGAAUCCGGAUACACACUUCUACAAUACGCCGGUGGAUACGGAGCACAGUUCGGUGCAUGUGCCCUCGAACAUUUGGGAUCGUUCGAAACGGGUGCUAAAGACCAUUAUGUGGUCCGAGCAGCUGGACGAGGUCUUCCGGCAGAACUACCAAUCCGAUCCGGCCUUGUCAUGGCAAUACUUCGGCUCCGAUACGGGUAUCCUGCGACAUUAUCCGGCUGCCCAGUGGACGGAUACAAAACCAAAUCCCGAUGAUGCUGACACUUACGAUUGCCGGAAGAGAUCCUGGUAUAUUGAAACGGCCACCUGCUCGAAGGAUGUUGUUAUUCUGCUGGAUCGUUCGGGUUCGAUGACGGGUUUUCGGCAUCACAUUGCCAAGUUCACAAUUCGCAGUAUCUUGGAAACAUUUUCCAACAAUGAUUUCUUCACCAUUUUGCAGUAUUCGAAUGAGGUGAAGGACAUUAUACCCUGUUUCAGUGGAGCCCUCGUGCAGGCCACACCCGAAAAUAUCGAGGUCUUUAACCAGCACAUCGAAAGCCUACCACUUCCCGAGGGCUAUGCUAAUCUUACGUUAGCCUACGACUCAGCCUUCCAGCUGCUGCAAAAGUACUAUGACAGUCGUCAUUGUAGCACCAAUUCCACCUGCAACCAGGCCAUAAUGCUGGUAACCGACGGAGUAGCGGGAAAUACCACCGAAGUCUUUCAGAAGUACAACUGGGGAAACGGCGAGAACGGCACCUCGCGGAUGAACACUAGAAUUUUUACCUAUCUGCUGGGCAAGGAGGUUACCAAGGUGCGCGAAAUCCAGUGGAUGGCCUGUCUGAAUCGGGGAUACUACUCGCAUGUCCAAACUUUGGAUGAGGUCCACGAGGAGGUGCUCAAGUACGUUGAUGUCAUUGCCACGCCCCUAGUGCUGCAGAACGAACAGCAUCCGCCCACCUGGACGCACGCCUUCACCGACAAGACGUACGAUCCGAAAACCUCGGUUGAGCGACGACCUCGAUUAAUGAUUUCUGUGGGGGUGCCCGCAUUUGAUCGCUUUUAUCGCCACGCCAACAGCACCAAUCCGAGGGCACGUUUGUUGGGAGUCGCUGGAACGGACGUGCCCGUGGAAGAUAUAGACAAGCUGACACUACCCUACAAGCUGGGUGUCAAUGGCUACUCCUUUGUGGUGUCCAACAAUGGAUAUGUUCUGCUGCAUCCCGAUCUGCGUCCCAUUGGUACCCACGGCAAAAUGAAUCCGAACUACAACAGCAUCGACUUCACCGAGGUGGAGCAUCUCUUCGAGGACCAAAGUCCUCGUGAGCCAGGGGAAUCCAUUCUAAAUAUUCGCAAUGCCAUGGUGCGACAUCAAAGCAAUGAGUUCAAGAGCAUAUCCGUGAAGUUCCACUACGACAAGAUGCGACGCGUUUCCGAGGAGAAACAAGACUACUUCUUUGCCCCCUUGCCAAACACUCCAUUCACCUUGGGCAUCGUUAUGCCCACCGAAUAUGGCAAAACUUGGAUUAAGGUGGGCGAGGAGGUGGACAAGAACAAGCACAUGAAGAUAAAUAUAUCGGAUUUCUUUAUGGGUGACAAUUGGAAGGUUCAUCCAGAUUGGGUUUACUGCAAGUAUCAUUAUCUGGAGGGUCAUGAGUUCAAAACACCUGAGGAUGAGUUACGUGAGUUUCUGGGCAAGAUGAUGAACGAUUGGAAGUGGCCAGAGCAAUAUGCCGAGGAUGAAUCUGAUUGGGAUGACAAAGAUGAACUAAACUGUGGCCGCAAAACCCUGGGUGAUGAUGCCUACUAUUGCAACAAGGAGCUGGUUAACCUGCUCAUCUUCGACGCCAAGGUGACGAACUCCAGUUACGGCGUUUGGCGAUUUGAGAGCAACGAGGAGCGCCAGUUGAUAAAGCGAUUCGGUGCUGAUCUGCGGUUUGUGGCCACCAUGAGUGGCCUGACCCGCUGGCAGUUCAUUUUCGGGGAGGUUGAGGUGGACACGGAUCGGGAAUUCGGGGAUUACCACACCACGGCCAUCGACGAGACCUGGUACAAGAGUGCAAUCCUGCAGCAUCAUGAGGACCGAUCGGAGAGCUUCGUCUACUCGGUGAAGCACUACGACGAUGAAAUGGAGGAUAGCGAGGUCAAGGUCACCGCCUCGCACGCCAUCUUUCCAAGGGAUGGCGGCAAGGAGGCUCCGGCCUGCGUGGUGGGCUUCCAGUUUUCCCACGCUCGCAUGUGGGAGCGCUUCUUCAACAUUACCGCUGUGGAUCAUUGCAACCAUUGCCAGUCCAUCUGCACGGACGACGAAGUGGAUUGUGUAGUGAUUGACAAUAAUGCGUACGUAGUGAUUGGACAGAAUAUCAACACCACUGGCAAGUUCUUUGGGGAGUUCCACGGCGAUGUGAUGUCUGCGAUGGUGGAAAAGGGCAUAUUUCUGAGCAUAGAGGUCUAUGACUACCAGGAACAGUGCAAGGAGGAGCCAAAGGCAGGUAGCGAUGGCCACGGCCUCUUGCAUCCCCUUCGGCUGUUGAGUUUCGGCUGGAAGUGGCUGGUGGGACGCCUUUUCUUUCAGUACCAGAGGAUUCAGUGGUGGGCUGAUGGAGCACCAUUUAUGGAGUAUACGGAUGAGAUCGAAGACGAGUACGUGGCCGUUGGCGAUGGUGGAAAAGCCUCGGCUGCCAAGCCAAAAGACGAUAGCGACGAUGAGAACGCUAUGUUCGAUGAACCCGAACCGGAUCCCAUCUAUAAGGCCUGUGACAUGCGAUCCACUCUGUACGCCCUGCAGCCCGCUGAAUUGGCGAACAUCAAUGACGUCGUGGAGGCGCCCUCAACAAGACCUUUUUGGGUCAAGAAGAUACCCAACUCGAAUCUGGUCCUUGUGGUGGUCAAUGUCCUGAUGCCAUCGCGCAGCGUUCGCCUGACCACCGAGCCCCAACGGAUGGAAUACGAUAAGGAGUUUCCCUGCUAUAAGCUCAACAUGAGCUUCUACGAACGGCGACGCAUCGAAGAGUGCUACACGGAGCACGAGGAUGAGGAACUGUACACCUAUUGCGGCAAUGCCUCGCGGCUGGGUUUAACUCUUCAGCUGCUGCCGCUGACCAUAAUUUUAAUGUUUUACCUGACGCACAGCUUUAUGCGUUAGGGCUAAUGUACACAAAACUAUAUAUUAUACAAAUAUUAUGUACUAUACGCGACUACGAUCGGUUUGUUGUUUAUACAUAAAUAUAUAUAUUUUUGUUUUCUAUAGAUUGUAAACUAUGCCGUAGUCCAAUACUUGUCGAAUGUUUAACAACAACGCAAACCAAACCAAAACUGGCACAAUCUUCGGUACUUAAAACCACUAAAUAAGCAAGAACAAUUUCAACUCUUAGACUUACAAACUGCGCCAAAAUGUUAUGAAACUGGGUCUUACUUUAUUUUACAAACGUAGUGAAUUGAUGAAGGCUGCUGCUAAACGAGGAGGCAACUUAAAGACCAACCAUUUAAGGAGAAAACCCUUUUCACACGAUGAGUUUCCUAGUCCCAAGCUGCUCCUUCCACAGUUUCUUAGAAUAUUAAUGAAAGUAGCGUUUUUUUAUAUACUAACGCCUAUAGAUAAAAAAAAAACAACGUUUCACUGACUAUUUUGAUAGAUUAAUAUGGUGCAACCAAUGCCAAAUAAAUUAGCAAAAAUUAGUAAAGGUGAACAAAAAUAAUUCGAAUGACAAUUAUUUUUGUAAUUUUAUAAAACUUAGUUGAUUUUUUACAACAAUGAAAACUUAUAAAUAUGAUAAUACGAUGAAAUGAUAAAAUAACAAAAACAAGACAAAAACACUUAAUUUUAUUAGGGCAAUUUUGUCAUUUUGUUGCAGCCGAAAAGAAAAUAUGGUUUUCUUAUUUGUACACACCCAAAACGGUUUACAACAGAUAAUACUUAAUCUUAAUAUGGCAACAUUUUUUAUACGUUUUUUUCUUCUUUGUAAAGUGUAUAUUAUUGAGUAUAGUGUUUUUAAAACGGCAGAGUUAACGCACAGAUUUAUAAAGACAAAAUUUAGGACCACCUGUAAAGUAUGCAAUACUUGUUCAAUGCUGAGUUUGAAAACCCAUCUAUAAUUUACUGCUCUAUUCAGGCCUUACACUUAGUCAAAAAAACUUUAGCAAGAUUUACACAGAAUAUGGAACGGAAAUCCUAACCUAAAAUGAAUACCAAAACCUAAUUGCCUUUGUAUCGUAUUUCGAAUGUGGAAACAAUUUAUGAACUUUAUGAAUUUAUGCAUAGAAACCAAAACCAAAAUAUGUAAUAUUGUAAAGAAGACAAGUUAAAUUAAGAUUAUUUUCAAGGAAAUGAAAUCAAAAUGAAAUGGCGUUUUUAAAGCUGAGCUAAGAUGCUAUGAUGAAUGAAAAAUGGAAUGAAAACAGUUAACUAUUAAAUGUAAUUUUUUAAACAAACUGAAUUACUAAUACAACAUUUAUUUUUUGGAGUGUUUAAACGUUGUAAGAUGUAUAAAAAAUAUUAAAUAACAAAAUCUAGUCAUAUUGGUAUACGUGGAUUUGCAAAUUCAUUAACCAAUUAAUGUUCAUCUCUAUGAGUUUACGACUCUUUUUAAUCACGUUUUAUUCAAUUUCGACUCGUAUACACAAUGUAUGUAUAUGACAUGUCCACUAAACCUAAAAAACGAUAAAAAUUUUAAAUUUCCUUAGUAAAAUAAAUGAACUAAUCGUC
Messenger RNA from Drosophila subpulchrella, 5815 nucleotides. RefSeq names its product voltage-dependent calcium channel subunit alpha-2/delta-3 (gene Ca-Ma2d). Bases 605 to 4255 code for a protein of 1216 amino acids. Gene Ontology annotation, molecular function: voltage-gated calcium channel activity. The record is from RefSeq and is a predicted model, not a curated record. The transcript has 11 exons. Lineage: Eukaryota; Metazoa; Arthropoda; Insecta; Diptera; Drosophilidae. Gene Ontology annotation, cellular component: voltage-gated calcium channel complex.